Messenger RNA from Durusdinium trenchii, 445 nucleotides. Lineage: Eukaryota; Dinophyceae; Suessiales; Symbiodiniaceae. The record is from the annotation of a GenBank genome assembly.
CAGGUGCACUAUCGCUGCGUUUUGUUUGGUGCUGCGGCUUUGCGUGCGCGGAAUGACUGGACUUUGGCCAUCGACAUGUUGGACCUCAUGCGUUGCAGUGGAGUUGACGAAAGAGCCAGCUACCACGGGGUCAUCAAGGCAUGCCGAAGGGUGGCCAGCACAUGCAAAAUGUGGCCAGCUUUAAGGGUCAUAACAGGUCAUAUACCGAAAGCAAGCAGCUGUCAGGGGAUUGAAGGCGUUUCGGUUCUUCCCAAGUGGUGGCCGAUCAGCCGGAUGACUGGCCCAGGGCACUGGAGUUGCUGCGACGAAGAUCGGAGGUCAAGAGCUUCAGUGCCGCGGCGUCUUCGGACCUGGGUGGCUUGGAGCGAACCCCCACCGAGCCCCAAAGCGGACAGCCUGGAGAUCCUCGGAGACGUGAGCUGAAUAUGGCCCAAAGAUAUGCCGA